AUGGAUCAGGGAAAUUAUACUCGAGUAAAAGAGUUUGUCUUCCUAGGCAUUACCCAGUCCCGAGAGCUCAGCUGGGUCUUAUUUGUCUUCCUGUUGCUGGUGUACAUGUCCACUCUGAUUGGAAACCUCCUCAUCAUGGUCACAGUGACUUACGAUUCACGUCUUCACACCCCCAUGUACUUCCUGCUCCGCAAUCUGUCCGUCCUUGACAUCUGCUUCUCCUCCAUCACAGCUCCCAAGGCCCUGACUGAUCUCCUGUCAGAGAGAAAGGUCAUCUCCUUCAAUGGCUGCAUCACACAAAUGUUCUUCUUCCACCUUCUGGGGGGAGCGGAUGUCUUCUCUCUCUCCAUCAUGGCCUUUGAUCGCUAUGUAGCCAUCUCGAGACCCCUGCACUAUAUGACCAUCAUGAGUACAGAGAGAUGCACCUGCCUGGUGGUGGCCUCCUGGGUGGGUGGCUUUAUCCACUCCAUUGCACAGAUUUCUCUGCUGCUGUCCGUCCCCUUCUGCGGACCCCACGUUCUGGACACUUUCUACUGUGAUGUUCCCCAGGUCCUCAAACUCGCCUGCACGAAUACCGUCACUCUGGAGCUCCUCAUGAUAUCCAACAACGGGUUAGUCAGCUGGGUUAUAUUCUUCUUUCUCUUGAUAUCCUACACGGUCAUCUUGAUGAUGCUGAGGUCUCAGACAGGGGAGGGCAGGAGGAAAGCCGUCUCCACCUGCACCGCCCACAUCACAGUGGUCACCCUGCACUUUGUGCCCUGCAUCUAUGUCUACGCCCGGCCCUUCACCGCCCUCCCCACCGACAAGGUUAUCACUGUCACCUUCACUGUCAUCUCCCCUCUGCUCAAUCCUGUGAUCUACACCCUGAGGAAUCAGGAAAUGAAGUCAGCCAUGAGGAAAUUAAAGAAGCAACUUGGACAUUCAGAAAAGUUUUGA
Erinaceus europaeus (western European hedgehog) is the source of this 936-nucleotide messenger RNA. Its product is annotated as olfactory receptor 4D9. Gene Ontology annotation, biological process: G protein-coupled receptor signaling pathway. The record is from RefSeq and is a predicted model, not a curated record. NCBI's taxonomy places the organism in Eukaryota, Metazoa, Chordata, Mammalia, Eulipotyphla, Erinaceidae. Bases 1 to 936 code for a protein of 311 amino acids. Gene Ontology annotation, cellular component: membrane. The transcript has a single exon. Gene Ontology annotation, molecular function: G protein-coupled receptor activity; olfactory receptor activity.